Molecule: messenger RNA, 2523 nt
Organism: Priceomyces carsonii
Lineage: Eukaryota; Fungi; Ascomycota; Pichiomycetes; Serinales; Debaryomycetaceae
Exons: 1
Coding region: 1-2523 (840 amino acids)
Biological process (GO): protein stabilization; telomere maintenance via telomerase
Cellular component (GO): cytosol
Molecular function (GO): telomeric repeat DNA binding; Hsp90 protein binding
Source: RefSeq, a predicted model, not a curated record
AUGACGAGCCUAGAACCAUUUGAAAGAGACUUUGAGAAGCUAAAGAAUCAGCCCAGCUCUGAUGACGUUGAAUCUAUACUCAAAAAGUUUGACAGCAUCUCGCCAAAUAGUUCAAUCUACUUAACGUUGAUACAACUUUUAUUGUAUAAUACAAUCCCCGAGAGUUACAUAUACCUACCAAUAAGAGUCAAAGAUAUAACAAAAGAUAAAUUGAGAUCCCUAUCAGGGAUAGGAGGUAUGCUAAAUAUGCUUGAAGUAAGCUCUAGAAAUUUAAGUGAUAGCAAUAAGCAUCUUGCCCAGCUCAUGAUGCAGAUUUUAAUCGAGUUAUUCGAUUCCCAAUUGGUGCUUUCUUUGUUAAACAAGCAUCAAGAAGAUUUAGAGCGUAAGGAAAUAGAGAAAUUGAUUUUUAGGGGAAAAUGUUUUGGUGUAAUCAGCGAAGUGUCUUACAAGUUUGACCUUGAUGUUGAUAAUAAUACUUUCGGAGAUUCUGACAAAUACGCUGCUUAUUUGAGCUCCAGUAUAUUGUCAUUGUAUGAUAAAUCCAGUAUGAAGUUGAUAAACUCCUUUCUUAAUUCCGCAAGGGUGUUCAACAGCAACGUCUUACUAUACUAUUAUGAUUGUACGUUCAACGAAACUCAAUGGCCCAAAUUUCUAGAGUCCUACAACUUGCUAAAAAGGUUUGAAAGAAAGGGAUUCACAAGAGCACUUUUCUCAAAAUUCAUAUCUAGGAGAUAUUUGCAAGAUACUUGUACUGAUGAAGAGAUAUUGGCAUUGUCAUCUCUUCUUAAAUUUACUUGUGACCUGUUAGAUGACACGUUUUUCCUCGAAAUAUGCAAGUUACAAAAUACCAAGCUCAACAGUUUAGUUUCAUUGAUCGAGUCGACUCAAGAUGAUAAGAAGUAUGAUGCUAUAAUUUUUGCUGUAUUGAAUUCUUGGUCCGACGAAGGAAAUAUAAAGUCUGAACCGAUAUCCCAACAAGAAUACAAGACUCAUUUACUUUUAUGCUUACUCCAUUUAAAAGGGAAAGGUAAGUUUUUAAGCGAACUACUGAGAAGCCCUUUACUUUUGACUGCAAUUUCCAACAGGCUCAGCUCUUUUUCUAAUCAUGUUAAAUCUUUAGGAAUAAUUGUUGCUGAUUCUGUGAGUGUUUUAAGUGAACAAAAGAAGAUUUUCAAUAUUGAGCUACCAAGAGAAUUCACAUAUUUGACGGAAGAAAAUAGUUAUUUGCUGUCUUCAAUUAAAGAUGUGAAGAUCGACUCAGCUUGGAAAGUCAUAAACCUGCCACGAAUUGAAGAAAACGAUGAGCAAGUAACUGUCAUUAACGAUGACAGACAUACAUCGAGAAAAGGAAAUGUAGUGGAUUCUGACGAUGAAAGCGAUGACGAUGAUACUGUUUAUGAUCGUAAUAAUGUGACUUCGCCGAUAUACAUUAAAGAUUUGCUAAAUUAUUUAAAUGCGGAUCCCCAGUCCGCCGAAGCACACGAGAUGAGACGUUUAGCAUUAACCACUGGGCCAACAUUAAUCCGUCAAAAGAAAAACUUUGGAAAUGAAGUCAGCUUUUAUUCGGAAGAUCUUUUAACUUUAUUAGUGGGCUUAUCUAAUAAUUUCCAAGAUAAGGACUUCGAAGAAUUAAAACUUAAUUGCAUGAUUGCUGUUAUUGCAAGCGAUCCCCCUUCAGUUCUCCAUUUAUAUAAACUCCUUCUCACAGGUGACUAUUCAUUGCAACAAAGAAUGAUGAUUUUGUCAUCUUCAUCCUUAGCUGCACGGGAGCUUAAAGGUUUCAAAGAUGAAGUGGUCACUAAGUCUUUUUCAAAGAAGGAUUUUCCCUCCAAAGAACUUCCUCCGCAAGUCCAUAGAGCUCUUUUAGGAAACGAAAAUCUCAAGGAUUCUCUCGAUACAACUAGUGAGAUCCAAAGAUCUAUUCAAAAUGACUUGAUGCACGGGGCUUCUGAAGACUUUAAAGAUGAGUUAUCUGGUGGAAAGAUAUUACGUAUAUCAAGAAAGUUGACUAAGAAGCAGGCACCAGUCUGUGGAGGACCUAUAAUCAAGAAUUAUGCUAAAGUUAUCAGCUCCUAUUUUUACUUUCCGUUGGUAGAAGUGUGGUAUAAAGCUGGUGGUGUAAAUAUAGGCCAUUACACUCCAAUAUUCAUUGCUCAUUAUGUGAAGACGCUUACAUUGUUGUUGCAUGCUGCCUAUCCAUCUGCUACUGAUUUGCCCGAUAUGACUAAAGAAUUCUUCUUGAUUAUAGUUCCAAUUUUGCUGGCUGCAACUCAAGAUCAGUUGCAAGUUAUAGAAAGUAUAGUGACAGGGACAUUAUUGGUCCUUGACAUAACUGAUGAUCGAGAUAUUUUGAAUAAUUACCACAAUGAAUUGCAAAAGAUCAAAAAUUGGGUAUCUGUCUUUUGGGAAUCAAUAAUAGAUGAUAAAGUAAAGAGUCUUUGUGCAAGCUUAUUGCUCAGGUUAUCGAAAGUCGAAGAGAACCUUGAGCGAUUACUAAUAGAUCAAAUGAAUAGUAUGUAUUAA